GGGCGGGGCCUUGCGGACCGGAGCGAUCUGCUGCGGGCUGAGCGCAGAGGCUGCACGAGGCUGGAAGUGGAUCCCAGGCGCCGCAAGGUUCUUGGACAGUCACAAUGGGAAUCCAAGGAGGGUCUGUCCUGUUUGGGCUGCUGCUCGUCCUGGCUGUCUUCUGCCAUUCAGGUAAUAGCCUGCAGUGCUACAGCUGUCCUUUCCCAAACAUUCGGUGCACUACGACCACCAACUGUACAUCUAAUCUUGAUUCGUGUCUCGUUGUCAAAGCCGGGUUACGAGUAUAUAACCGGUGUUGGAAGUUUGAGGAUUGCACUUUCAGCCGCAUCUCAAACCAAUUGUCGGAAAAUGAGUUAAAGUAUCACUGCUGCCAGAAGGACCUGUGUAACUUUAACGACGCACUUCAAAAUGGUGGGACAACCUUAUCAAAGAAGACGGUUCUUCUGCUGGUGACCCCAUUUCUGGCAGCAGCCUGGAACCUUCAUCCCUAAGUCAACACCAGGAGAGCUUCUCCUCAACUCCCAUUCCUGUGUAGUCCCUUUCCCUUGCCACCACAGUCUAAAGGCUUGAUAUUUUCCAACUGGAUCCUGUUGGGAAAGAAUAAAAUUAGAUGCAGCAACUUGGGUAAGAUAGAGCGGCUCUGGGAGAUUUUGAAGAUGAGUCCUAUUUGCAGGGAAGCCCCACUUGAAGGAAGAAGUUUAAGAGUGAAGUCGGUGUGACUUGAACUAGAUUACAUGUUGCUUCCUUUGCUCUUGGGAGGACCAGCUUUGCAGUGACAGCUUGAGUCCAAUCUCGGCAACUCUCAGAUAUUUUCCCUCUGGCUCCUUGGGUAUAGUCAAUUAGCAUCAUUAGUACAUUUUUGGAGGGUAGAGCAGGAGUGUGUGAGCAUUCUUUCUCAUAUGGAACACUUCCAUAAACUUCAGGGCUCCCAAAUUGCCAUGGAGGCAUGCCAAGCAGGGCUAGAGGACUUCUGGCAGGGAAGCGGGCAAGUGUUCCAGAUGGCAGGGCAUGAAAACUUAGUGAGGUACCAGGAGCUGAAAGUUGAGUUUUUCCCCGUCUUUAAAUUUUAUAUGGGCUUUGUUACCUUUCACUGGAAAAGUAUAAUAGCAUACAUUAAUAGUGUGUUAAAGCUAUUUUCUCUCCUUUUUUAAAAUUGGAAUGGUGGGAUACCUUGGCUUUGCCACACACAGUUACAGAGUGGACACUCUGUGCUACAUGUAACUAGCAGUAUUAAGUGUCAUUAUUUUAAAUGUUACUGGUAAGAAGGCCGUUCAGGUAUGUGUGUAUACAGUAUGAAUGCAAUGGUAACAGCCUUUGGGGUUGUAGUUUGAGACUUCCAAAGGCCAUUCUUAAUAACAACAGAUCUGCAGCGGUGUGUUUUAUUUGUCUGCAUCCAGCCUCCUGUUAACUCCUAGCUGACUUAGCAUAGACUGUAUAAAAUGCCUUUGUAAGGGCUAUUAGCACAGUCACAGGUGUUUGAGGCUUUCAGAAGCUCUUUCUAAAAAACGAUACGUACCUUUCACAAAGGCACACUUUUUCCUUUUCCCUGUACAUUCUAGUGAAUAAAUCUCAAGACUCGGUAGACCUAAUGUCAUUUGUAUUAUGAUCUUGGCUGUAUUUAAUGGCAUAGCCUGACUUUUGCAGAUGCAGGAAUUUCUUGAUUAGCUUUGAAAAAAUGAAAAAUAGAAAAACUCUUUAUUAAACUCUAUUGGACAAA
Molecule: messenger RNA, 1717 nt
Organism: Sapajus apella (tufted capuchin)
Lineage: Eukaryota; Metazoa; Chordata; Mammalia; Primates; Cebidae
Gene: CD59
Product: CD59 molecule (CD59 blood group)
Exons: 4
Coding region: 105-491 (128 amino acids)
Biological process (GO): negative regulation of activation of membrane attack complex
Cellular component (GO): plasma membrane
Molecular function (GO): complement binding
Source: RefSeq, a predicted model, not a curated record